AUGACCAUCCAUAAGCUUCGCGUCGGUAUUGCUGGCCUUGGCCGAAUGGGCAAGCGCCAUGCCAUUAACUUCCAUGAACUUACUAUUCGUGCGAAUGUGGUAGCUGCGAGUACUCCGGAUGAAAGUGAGCGUGACUGGGCACAGGAGAACCUCCAAGGAGUGCAGAUUUUCAAGGACUAUGAUGAGAUGCUUGAGAAUGCCGACUUGGAAGCUGUCGUGGUCGCUAGCGUCACUGCUGUACAUGCAGAGCAAGCUAUCAAAGCAAUCAAGAAGGGUCUUCAUGUUCUUUGCGAGAAACCAUUGAGCAUUGAUGCUGAAGUUGCGCAAUCUGUAGUCUCUGCAUACGAGGAGUGCCUCAAAACCCACCCACAGCAAAAAGUGAUGUGCGGAUUCUCUCGCCGAUUUGACGCAUCGUAUCGUGACGCACACGCGAGAGUCAAGAAAGGUGAACUUGGAGCGCCGGUUCUCUUCCGAUCUCAAACGGCAGACUUACAGGACAAAUCGGGAUUUUUUGUUGACUAUGCGAAGACAAGUGGAGGAAUUUUUGUGGACUGCUCUAUUCAUGACAUUGACCUCAUGCUUUGGUUUCUGGGCGAGGAGCGCCAGAUCAAGACCUUACAAGCGGUUGGUGUGAUUGCGUUACACCCAGGGCUAGAGGCAAGCAACGACCGAGACAACGCUAUAGCAACUGUGGAAUUUGAGGGUGGUAAGAUGGCCGCUUUGUAUUGUUCGCGAAUGAUGGCAGCUGGACAGGAAGACACCACUGAGAUCAUCUGUGAGAGGGGCUCCCUGAGGGUAAACAUGCAAGUGAGAAAGAAUCACGUCGAGAUUCAUGAUUCUCAGGGGGCCAGGCGUGAGCUGCCACAGCAUUAUUAUGAGAGGUUCCGAGAGGCAUUCGUCACCGAGGCUUACGAGUUCACUGAGUGCUGUCUGAACAACACCCCGCCUCCGAUUAGCCUGCAAGGCUCCGUCAAAGCCGUUAUCAUUGGACAGGCAUUGCAGCGAAGUAUGAUUACUGGAGAGAAGAUUUUCUUUCACGAAGGGGCUAUCAAAGAUUAA
Molecule: messenger RNA, 1059 nt
Organism: Penicillium cataractarum
Lineage: Eukaryota; Fungi; Ascomycota; Eurotiomycetes; Eurotiales; Aspergillaceae
Exons: 3
Coding region: 1-1059 (352 amino acids)
Biological process (GO): NADPH regeneration
Cellular component (GO): cytoplasm
Molecular function (GO): nucleotide binding; oxidoreductase activity
Source: RefSeq, a predicted model, not a curated record